Molecule: messenger RNA, 5842 nt
Organism: Vespula vulgaris
Lineage: Eukaryota; Metazoa; Arthropoda; Insecta; Hymenoptera; Vespidae
Product: golgin subfamily A member 4-like
Exons: 12
Coding region: 292-4416 (1374 amino acids)
Biological process (GO): centriole replication
Cellular component (GO): centrosome
Source: RefSeq, a predicted model, not a curated record
UCCUACAUAAUGGUGUUUGACUUUUGAAAGAUUGUUUACAAGCAAAUCUUAGUGCAUAACAAUAGUUGAUAAAUUUACCAUCUAUCGUGGCGUUGACGUACGAGGUUUUUUGAAAACUCUUUCAAAAUGAAUAUACCUAAAUUUUUUUUUUGAUUACGAUCUGUGCGCGUUAGUUAAGACAAUUUCUCUUUGACCCACUUGUUGCGUUUAGGUUAUGGUCCUAUAAACAAAAAUAUGUUGUAUAUAAAUGUCUGGGUUGUGUAAUAAAUCUGUGAGAAUUAGAAGGUAGGAAUGGAGGGACCAGGUAUAAGCCUAUUUCAAGGUUCUGAAAGUUUACAAUUAAAUACAAGUAAACAAAGAUUAGAAGAAGAUGAAGAACAGGAGGAUCUUAAGCGACGUAAUGAAGAGAUUAAUGAUUUGUUGACAAAUGCAUUUGAUGAUUUAGAAAAUGAUGAAGAUGACGACGACGAUAUCAGUUCUGCUAAUAGCAGCCAUUAUCAGCGCAGUGCCAAAGAAAAUGAACAUACCAAUAUGACUAAACAGAGAUUACCUUUCAAAACUCAAACAACAACACAAUUAUGUAAUGAUUUCGGAACUUACGACCAUGUAGAUAAUUCGGUGAAUUAUAAUCAUGAUUCAAUGAAGAAUUAUAGGACGGAAUCUGAUAUUGGAUUAAGUACUUUUGAUGUUCAAAGAGAUGUGAGUUUGUACGGGCAAACACCAACGCCGCAUAAGAAUAAGAAACCUAUAGAAGCGGAUAUGGAAACUUCCUACGAAUUGGCAAGACUUCCAAAUUCUAGUUCUUGUCCUAGAGAUUUGGAAAGUCAUGCCGAGGAUGGUUAUACGUUUAAUGAAAAUUAUCUUUAUAAUUAUGAAACGCCAUCCAAUCAUUAUAAUAACCAUGGAAAACAUUAUUCGAAUAAUGGUUAUAUCGAAAAUUAUGGGAACAAUGUACAGUGUAAACAGAUUCAUGAAUUCGGCGGUGGUGAUAAUGUUACUUCGGAAGAGAUAAAUCACUGCUUUAAAAUUAAUCCAAAUGGAAAAAUGUUAGAUGACAACAUGAUAUAUAAAACUACCGAGUAUAGUAGUAAAGAACAACUCGAAGUUUUGUACAGUGUAAGGAUGAAAGAAAUAAAGCGACUGACAGAGGAGUUGCAACAGCUACAACAGCAGAAAGAAACUGAAAUGGACCAGUUUGGUCGAAAGGUAGUCUUGUUGCAGGCAGAAGUCGAAAGAUCCAACAUAUCCAGGAAUCAAGCACAACAUGCUCUCAUCGAUGCCAAGGCAGAAAUUAUGGAUCUUCAAGGACAAAUGGCAUCAUUGAAGGAAAAGAACGCCGUUUUAGAGACAACAAAUCAAAAUAUGGCUGAGGAAUUAGCCAUUGCAAAGGAUUCUGUAGUGGAUCUCCAACAAAAAGUAACCGUCCUAGAGCGAGUGCAUGCGUUGCAAAGCAGUGAUAAAAUUCAUGAGAAGUUUUUAAAACAAGCUCAAGAGAAACAUGCGGUGGAAAUCAGAAACAUGCAAACUCAGAUAGAUGUACUUACGGAUAAGUUGAAUACAAAGCCGCUGAGUGAGGAUAUCAGCAAUUAUGAUCUUUGGGAAGCAUCGUAUACAGCUUUGGAACAUAAGUUGGCAGAUAUUAGAAGAGCGCACGAAGCUUUGAUAUUGGAGAAGGGUGAUACCACGAAUCGCCUUGCUCAAGCCCUAGAAAAAAGUCAAGCUCAAUGUCGCAAUUUAAUGGCAACGAAUAACGACCAAAAAAUUUUACAACUUCAAGCUCAAAUAGAGAUAUUAUCUCAAGAAAAAGAAGAUAUGUUGAAGAAUAUUCAAGAUUUACAGAAUAAAUUAGAAGUAGCUAAGAACGAGACGGCACAGUACGAUUCAUUGGCAACAACGUUAGAGGAGGAAUCUGAUUCUAUAAGACAAAUGAAAUUAGGGGAUUUUCAUAAUAGAUCAAGGUUAAAACCCUCGGAUGAUAUCACGAAUAAAUUAAGGGGUGAAUUACAAAGAUGUCUAGCGGGACAAACUGUGAAGAGAAAAGAAAUAACUCGUUUGGAAAAUACUUUAUCUCAAAAAGAAAAGGAACUUGCUAAAGCAAACGUAGUAGCUGAUUCGUGUAGACAAGAGACAGCUAGAUAUGCUAAACGUGUUAGUGAAUUAGAGCAAGAACUUAAGUUACUUCUUACGGACCAAGCAUUAAAAGCUAAUGCUCAAAUACAGAAAUUAUCUGGUCAUUUGAACGAUGUAAAAAAACAGUACGAAAUAUUAAAGGAAGAGAAAUUAAAUCUAGAACAGAAACUAGAGGAGGCAGAAGCAAUUACACAGGAGACUUCAAAAAAAUUACAUCAAGAAAGUACGAAUAUGCAAGAGAAAGAUGUCAUCGAAGAGUACAAUAAAGAAUAUUUGGAAAUACAUGCUAAAGCUGUUGAAAGGGUUAGAGAGGAAGCUAAAAUGGAUAUAGUACAAUUAACUGUACAGUUAGAACAAACGCAAAAAGAAUUAGAUCACGUUAAGGAAUUGUAUAUAGACGUAUGUGGUACAAAGGAGCAAUUGAUUAAUGAACAUAAGGAAGAAAUUAGAACGUUGAAAGAAAAAUAUGCUAGCUUAGAUGAACAUCAAAAGGAUAUUGAGAAAUUAGAAUACGAAUUGGAAACGCAAAAAAAAUUUAUUGACAAGUUGAUGAAAGAGUGCGAAACUUAUAAAAAUAAAAUAAUGGAAUUACAAAAGGAUUUGGCUACGGAGAAAAGAAAGAAGGAGGAAUACACUAAAAAAAUUCAUCAAGAAAUUGAAAGAGCAAAAGAAGAAGCGUUGAAGGAAUUGAGAAAUGCACAUCCCAAUCAACAAAUAAGUGUGUUAUUGCCUGAUCAUUGUUCUGAACAUUUACAAAGAAUCAAUCAGCUCGAAGAGGAUAAUCUUCGAUUAGAAGAGAAAUGUCAAGCGGCAGUAGAAUAUCAAACGGAAUUGGACGAUACAAGAUUAAAGAUCGCACAAGUUGAAAUCUCUCAGGAAUCGUGGAAAAAGAAAUAUGAUAAUGCUAUCAUGGAAAGGAACAAACUUUUUACCCGCAUAUCUUCAUUGGAUUCUCAAUUAUCGGUAUUGAAUAAAAAAUUAAAAAGAGACGAUUCGGACGAGGUGAAAUUGAAAAUAACUCGCGUACAAAUAGAAAACGAGGGUCUUAAAAGUCGUUGUGAAACUUUGUUGAGCGAAAAGAAUAUCUUUAGGGAUAAAAUAACUCAAUUGGAAUUGGAAUUGUCCGAGGAGAAAAAGAUCGUUCAAAGUUUCGAAAAUAAAACGAGGAACGACGUUUCCUUCGUUAAUACGAAGCGUGAAUUGGAAAAGGAAUUGUAUCAGUAUAAGGAGUUGGUUAAAAAAUUGAGUAAUCAAUUGGACGGCUUAAAGGGAAAGGAAAAGGAGUGCGAUAAUUUACAGAAAAGGAUAAAAAGGCUUGAAGAGGAUUUACAAGAGAAUGAAAAAAAGCUUAGGAAAAUAAACGAUUUGGAAAAGAUCACGGAGGAACGAGAUCAACUCUUAGAAAAAUUAAAUAAUCAAGCGAAACGCUUUGAGGAAUGUUUGAAGAAUCAGAGACAACUUUCUGCAGAAUUGAAUCUAUCACCUCGUACUUUGGAAGAGGAGACAGAUUUACAAAAGAUAAGAGAAGUGGUGAUAAAGGAGGUCCGAGAAGAAAUGGAACAAAAAGUUAUUCAAGAACUUCGAGCUAUGGAAGAGCAAUAUCGAGAGAAGAGAAAAGAAUUCGAAGAAAGGUAUAAAGUAACAUUAUUACAAAAGGAACAGGAAGUGAAAACGUUGAAGCACAGCAUAAUAUCAGAAAAGGAAACUAUUUUUUCUUCCUUCAAAGCGAAGGAACAAUUUGUUAGCAAAUUUAUCGAAAACAAAUUAAAGACGUAUCAUGAAGAAUUGUUAGCGAGGCAGUUGCAAAUCGAACGGUUAGAAGAAAGAUUGAAACGAAAUGAAAGUGACAUUGAAGAAGAAAAGAAUCUGAUGGCUCAGGUAAUGACCACUUGGGCAGCAGAGAUCAAAGAUAUUAAAGCGAAAGAAGUAAGUAUGAGGGAUGAUAUACAGAAAUUAAGAGAAAUAGAAGAAAGUUUAAGAAUAGAAAACAAUGCGUUGAAGGAAAAAGAAAAGGAAAUAAAAGAUAAUGUAGAUAUGCUGAAGCUCAAAUAUCAAGCAGCGAGAAAAUCAGCCCAUAAUUAUAAGGAGCACGCAGAGAAAAAAGAAAACUUCUUUCUAAGCGAAUGCAAACGUAUAGAAGAAGGAUAUAAAAAAGCCAUGACACAAGUACAAAAAAGACAUGACGAAGUUAUUAGUGAUUAUAAAAAAGAAAUAAUAACAAAGUUUAAGGAACUCGAGUGUCAAUAUAGGAAGAGAAUAGAACAAAUGGAAAACACAAAAAUCUAAGUACAAAAAUAAUUGUUGAAAUAUGUAUUAAAUAAUACUGAUAUGCAAUAUAGCUUUUAUAUAAGUUAGACAAAAAGGUAGUUAGAAGAGGCUAGACGUUUGUAAAUUAUAGCACUUUAUUGUAUAACACUAUUAGAGAAGAAUUUUUAUUUUAGCGACUUAUAAGUUGAAAAUUUAUAAGUACAGUUAGAGUUAGUAGUGUUCCUUUGACGUUUACGCGAUUAAUACGAUAGUAAACUUUAAUAUGUAAUUUUAAAAGAAAACUUUAAAGUACAACUUUCCGGAUGCUCAUCAGAGUACUAAUUAUAUAUUACUAAAAUUUAUAUAUUAAUUAAAGCAAGAAAAACAUAUCUAUAAAGAGGAAAAAGCCUUACUUUUAUUAUUGUUUUUUAUGCCAUGAUUUUAUAAUAAUCUAAUUAUAUAUAUACAUAAGUAGAAAGAGAGAAAGAGAGCGAGCGAGAGAGAGAGAGAGAGAGAGUGAGAGAGAGAGAAAGAAAGAAAGAGAAAAAGAUACAGAUCCAAUAUAAAAUAGGAAAAUAAGUAACGUGUUUUCGCAAAACGUUCUGACAUAAUAUUUUAUUCCAAGACUGGAUCUUUAUUGGAUCUUUCUUUUUUAAAAAGUAGGUACAAAGAGUCUUACUAGACUAAGAAAAAAAAAAAAAAUUAAAAUUACUAUAAAGUAUAUAUAUAUAUUAAAAUGCAAUUGUAGUCUAAUAUUAAUACUUCCCUGUCCAAAGGCAGGCUUAUCGAGUAUUAAUAAUCUCAUUAGAAUUUUAUGUAUAAAUGCUCAAAAAGAAUUAUAGCGCAUUUUUUUCAAGUUUGUACAAAGUAUCGUCUACGUUAUAUAAAGUUAUCUUACUGAUACAUAGUUUUCUCAUACCGGUUUUUUAAAUUUAAUGUGCAAGCAAGAAAAAGCGAUUCUCGUAUUAUUAAUAAUACAUUGAAUAUUAGAGAGAUAAAUUAUAAUCUUUGUUUAAUUGCAAUCAAAUUGAAUUAUAUAUUUUAUAUGCCAUGAUAUAAGAAUGAUUUAUAAUUGUGUAUGAUAUAAAUGAUACAACUCGUAUGAGAAAAUUUUCAAAUUAAUUUUUCGCACUCUUAAUUAAUGUGUGUACACCCUUGAAAUUUUCUAAGUAGAACAAUUUGAACAAAAAAAAAAAAAAAAAAAAAAAAGAAAGAAAGAAAAAAGAGAGAAAAAAAAUGCUUUCUCGAAAUGAUUUCAUUCAAUGAGCGAUCUAUCGUCAUAAUACAUUCGUAUAAUAGUAUCAAAUACUAUCAUAUUUUUUUCAUCAAUUCUUAAUAACAAUCUAUUUAUAAGAUCAUCGCGAAAGAGAAAGAAAGAGAGUAUUAUUAAUAUUAAUUAGUUAUGUAUUUUUGUAUAUGUAGAGUGAAUUAAUUUAUUUUUUGUAAUAAAGAUUUUAUAUCAGCA